Molecule: messenger RNA, 411 nt
Organism: Ilyonectria robusta
Lineage: Eukaryota; Fungi; Ascomycota; Sordariomycetes; Hypocreales; Nectriaceae
Product: Endoribonuclease L-PSP/chorismate mutase-like protein
Exons: 3
Coding region: 1-411 (136 amino acids)
Cellular component (GO): cytosol; mitochondrion
Molecular function (GO): deaminase activity
Source: RefSeq, a predicted model, not a curated record
AUGUCUCGCAUCGCAACCUUCACUGACAAGGCUCCGGCCCCGCUUCCUGUCUUCAACCAGGCCAUUGUCGCCAACGGCUUCGUCUAUACCUCCGGCUCAAUUGCCCAGGACCCCGCCACCGGCAAGAUCAUUGACGGAGAUAUCCAGGCUCACACACACCGAGUCAUCCAGAACCUCUCUGCCGUUCUUGAUGCGUCUGGUUCCAGCAUCAAUGAUGUCGUCGAGGUCAACAUUUACCUCGCCGACAUGGGAGACUUUGCCAAGAUGAACGAGGUAUACGAGACCUACUGGGGUGAUGUCAAGCCCGCGCGAACCUGCGUUGCCGUCAAGACCCUGCCGGCCAACACGGACAUUGAGAUCAAGUGUAUGGGCGUGGUUACCAAGCCCGGGAACAUCCAAGCAAAGAUCUAA